Solanum pennellii is the source of this 1983-nucleotide messenger RNA. Its product is annotated as oligopeptide transporter 4-like. Lineage: Eukaryota; Viridiplantae; Streptophyta; Magnoliopsida; Solanales; Solanaceae. Gene Ontology annotation, biological process: transmembrane transport. Bases 80 to 1774 code for a protein of 564 amino acids. The record is from RefSeq and is a predicted model, not a curated record. The transcript has 5 exons. Gene Ontology annotation, molecular function: oligopeptide transmembrane transporter activity.
ACGUCAUUGUGGAUUUGAGCAGGUAUUGGGCUACGGUUGGGCUGGGCUUUUAAGGAAAUACGUAGUUGAGCCGGCACAUAUGUGGUGGCCCAGUACACUUGUUCAGAUCUCCCUUUUCCGUGCAUUGCAUGAACAAGAAGAUGAUGAUGACAAUGAAACUGUGAACGCCAAUGGAAACAAACGGUCAAUGUCGCGUGCAAAGUUCUUUGUGAUAGCACUUGUAUGCAGCUUUUCAUGGUACAUAUUCCCCGGUUAUCUCUUCCAAGCAUUAUCAAGUAUUUCAUGGGUGUGCUGGGCAUAUCCAAAAUCUGUCACUGCUCAACAGAUUGGAUCAGGUCUGAAUGGCCUUGGAGUCGGGGCAUUCACGUUAGACUGGGCUACUGUAGCUUCAUUCUUGUUCAGUCCUCUUAUUUAUCCGUUCUUUGCAAUAGCCAAUGUCUUUGUUGGCUAUGCCUUGAUAUUGUAUGUUGUGAUUCCUAUAUCCUAUUGGGGGUUCAACGUCUACAAUGCCAAAAAUUUUCCUCUGUAUUCCUCGGACUUGUUCACUGCACAAGGUCAGGAGUAUAACAUAUCACUUAUUGUGAAUAACCAGUUUAAGCUCGAUCAAGCCGAGUAUGAUAAGCAAGGGAGAAUAAACCUGAGCCUUUUCUUUACUCUUACUUAUGGAUUUGGAUUUGCCACCAUUGCUUCUACUCUUACUCACGUUGGCUUGUUUUAUGGAAGAGAGAUUUACCAACGCUUUCGAGCUUCCUCAGUGGGAAAGGUUGAUGUCCACACGAGGCUGAUGAGAAGAUACAAAGACAUACCUUCGUGGUGGUUUUACUUGCUUCUCCUCGUGACAACUCUGGUAUCGCUUGCCCUUUGCGUCUUCCUGAAGAGCCAAGUUCAGCUGCCGUACUGGGGACUCCUCCUUGCAGCUGCACUUGCUUUCAUUUUCACACUUCCAAUCAGUAUCAUUACUGCAACCACAAAUCAGACUCCAGGCCUAAACAUAAUCACUGAGUACAUUAUGGGCACGAUUUAUCCUGGAAGACCUAUUGCUAAUGUGUGCUUCAAGACCUAUGGCUAUAUGAGCAUGACUCAAGCAAUCUCCUUUCUCAGUGAUUUCAAGCUUGGUCAUUAUAUGAAGAUACCUCCACGUUCAAUGUUUUUAGUUCAGUUCGUUGGAACCAUAAUUGCAGGAACCGUUAACCUGACCGUUGCAUGGUGGCUCUUGGAUUCUAUUGACAACAUAUGUCACCAGGACAAAUUUUCCAAUAGCCCUUGGACUUGCCCCGGUGAUCACGUCUUCUUUGAUGCAUCAGUCAUUUGGGGUCUCGUAAGUCCUAAGAGGAUUUUCGGCCAUCUUGGGAAUUACUCAGCACUGAACUGGUUCUUUCUUGGCGGAUUGCUUGGACCAGUUUUAGUGUGGUUACUACAUAAGUCAUUUCCGAAACAAACGUGGAUACCCCUCAUUAACCUCCCCGUGCUUCUUGGAGCGACAGCUUUGAUGCCACCAGCAACUGCUCUCAACUACAAUUCUUGGAUUUUGGUUGGAACAAUUUUCAACUUCUUCGUUUUCAGGUACAGGAAGAAAUGGUGGCAAAGGUACAACUAUAUCCUUUCCGCAGCUUUAGAUGCUGGAGUCGCGUUUAUGGCUGUGUUGCUCUACUUUACUGUGGGGAUGGAGGAUAGAAGCAUAAAUUGGUGGGGAAAUACUGACCCUGAGCAUUGUGAUUUAGCAACUUGUCCUACAGCAAAGGGCAUAUCUAUAGAUGGUUGUCCAACUUUCUAGUUUCUUAAUGUUUUUUCUUUGUUAAUUCUACCUACUUUGGUUUACACAAUGUAGGGAUAUUCCACUGUGAAAUCGACAAAGAAACGCGAAGCCAUAUAGCUCAAUUGUUGAAUUCUUAAGUAUGAACUUGUAUAUAACUUUUCACUUUUGUAUGUUGAAUCAUAUUAAUCAAUCUGAAGUUAUACAGAUUGGGAAGAAAAGUUCUACUA